Cylindrotheca closterium is the source of this 1293-nucleotide messenger RNA. The record is from the annotation of a GenBank genome assembly. Lineage: Eukaryota; Bacillariophyta; Bacillariophyceae; Bacillariales; Bacillariaceae.
AUGAAUCGUCCAGCCUUUCUUUCCACCCUUCCCUUUCUUUACGAACUUUCUUCCAGUAACUGGCCACCACUCAUAUCGGAAGACAUGGGAAAGACUCGGCGGCAAAUUCUGUUUCGGGAUCAUUACCUCUCCCUCGAACCCUUGACGCUUGAUUCGGAAGGAACCUUGGGACCAGCCUACUUUGUUGCUUUAGCCCAGAAUAAUAAUGAAUUGUUUGAUGCGGCCAUGUGCAAGGUGGAAAUGGUCCUCUUUACCACACCCAAAAAGACGCCCUUUCAAGUGCCACGCAACACGCCCGCCAAAAGUCCAGGAAGGGCUCUGGAAAUGGAAUUCAAAGAAUCCAUUGCUUUCCUGUUGAUUGAUGAUCGAAUUUAUCAAAUGGAUUUGGGAAAAAUUAAAAAUGUGGAAUUGAAAGCAUUGGAGGCUGCUGGAAGAAACAAUAAGAACCAACCUCCCUGCUUGUUGAUGCACUACCCCCAUUGUGCCUUUCGCAUUUUUUCACUCGUGGGAAAUGACACAGACCAGUACGCAAUUCUCAAUACGGGCAAGAAUGAAAUUCUCAGUGUCAUCAAUGGGGACAUGUAUUGUCCCUUUCCUACCAAGGAUUCGGAUCUGACUAGUGCUAUUAGUCCCAUGCUAGUGGGAACAAGCAGUACUACUACCAAUUCGGAACCGGGACAACAGGAACUAGCCUUGCAACACGAAACAGCUCGGCCUUCCAGUGAGGAUACUACAAAUAGUCGAAAAAACAGUGGUAGUAAAGCAUCAUCCGAGAUGGCGGUAGUGGAUACGACCGUGGAACAAUGCAACGCCAAGACGAAAAAAUGCCGGGCAUGCUUGACUACCGCACGAGAAGAUCUUCAAUCUCUGCGCCGGCUACUCAAGUCACCACCACCGCCACCACCACCACCACAAUCUUCUGAUACUAGUAGUAGCACUCAAUCUAUGCAAGAAAUACGAACAACUGCGUCCAGUCUCUUGACAUCAGUGGCAGAAAAUGUGGGAGCUAGCUUUGGUUGUACCCAAGACGAAGUGGUGACUGCGGCACGGGGCUUGGAUCAGGAAAUGGACUCCUACCAAAGUCAAUUGGACACUUUGCUAAAGACCAUUUGGCCUGCCAACAAGCGUCCCAAAAAGAGGGCUCGUGGUCAUGCAGGUAAAAAGAGAAAUGUUCCUCCAUUGCCACAAGACGUCCAAGAUGCUUCCAUUGAUCACGUGGAAAUGCUUUUGGCCAAACACAAACAAGCACUUCGAUCCAAGUAUGCAUUGGCCAUGUUGCCAACCAGAGGAUAG